Molecule: messenger RNA, 1701 nt
Organism: Lotus japonicus
Lineage: Eukaryota; Viridiplantae; Streptophyta; Magnoliopsida; Fabales; Fabaceae
Exons: 10
Coding region: 180-1358 (392 amino acids)
Molecular function (GO): [acyl-carrier-protein] S-malonyltransferase activity
Source: RefSeq, a predicted model, not a curated record
CUUUUCUAAUCUCGUUUUCUUCUCAACUUGUCAUGACCUCAUGACCAUGGUGCUGAAGUAGUUAGCUAGCUGGUUUCUUUGGUUUUGAAGGCAAAACAAAACACCAACUACCAUAACACUCCAAUGUCUUCAUAGUAUUCUCCGCCAUCACAAAUACAAACUAUAUCUUACCCACAACAAUGCAAGCUCUCAUUCACUGUUCUCAUUCCCAUUCCCAUUCCCUUCUCAUCCUUCGCAACCCUCCACCUUCUCCUUCUCCUUCUUCGUUCUCUGCCAUGUCUUCUUCUCUCACUCUUCCUUCCUUCUCCCCCUUCUUCUCCAAUGGCUCACCUCGAACCCUCGCUCUCAGGAACACCCCUCCUCGAUCUAGGGUUUUCAUGACCCUCUCUGCUGGAUCUCAGGUCUCCGUUCGCGAUGAUUCGUUUGCUGAUUACAAGGCUUCCACUGCUUUCCUCUUCCCCGGACAGGGUGCGCAAGCUCUUGGAAUGGGAAAAGAAGCUCAGAAUGUUCCUGCUGCUGCGGUUUUGUACAAGAAGGCGAAUGAGAUAUUGGGGUUUGAUCUUCUUGAUAUAUGCAUCAAUGGGCCUAAAGAAAAGCUAGAUUCCACCGUUUUCAGUCAGCCUUCUCUUUAUGUUACAAGUCUUGCUGCAGUAGAACUACUUCGUGCACGUGAGGGAGGUCAGCAGAUUAUUGAUUCAGUUGAUGUUACAUGUGGUUUAAGCCUGGGAGAAUAUACUGCUCUUGCAUUUGCUGGGGCUUUCAGCUUUGAAGAUGGACUCAAGUUGGUCAAACUGAGGGGUGAAGCCAUGCAGGAUGCUUCAGAUGCUGCUAAAAGUGCCAUGGUUAGUGUGGUAGGACUGGACUCAGAGAAGGUCCAACAAUUGUGUGAUGCAGCCAAUCAGGAAGUUUCUGAAGCUGAUAAAGUUCAAAUUGCCAAUUAUCUAUGCCCAGGAAACUAUGCUGUGUCUGGAGGCAUAAAAGGAGUAGAAGUGGUAGAAGCCAAGGCAAAGUCUUUCAAGGCUCGAAUGACUGUGCGCCUAGCUGUUGCUGGUGCUUUUCACACGAGUUUUAUGGAGCCAGCUGUGUCAAGGUUGGAAGCUGCAUUGGCUGCAACAGAGAUCAGAACCCCAAGAAUACCGGUAAUCUCCAAUGUGGAUGCACAACCGCACGCAGAUCCUGACACAAUUAAGAAGAUAUUGGGACGUCAGGUUACUUCCCCCGUUCAAUGGGAAACAACAGUGAAGACUCUUCUAAGCAAGGGGCUCAAGAAAGGCUAUGAACUGGGACCUGGAAAGGUUAUUGCUGGAAUUGUCAAAAGAGUAGACAAAAGUGCUGAAAUUGAAAAUAUAGGUGCUUAGGAAGACAAUGGGACCUUUCUCUUUCUGUGGCUUCCAAUGAACAAACAACUAUUUCAUUGUUUUCACCUGAAAUGUGUGCGCUAAAUCAAGAGAACGCAGUGUACUUGAAGAUGAUUCUAUAAGCAAAGAGGACCUGCAAUCAGAUUUGAAUGCCAGUUUUGAAGUUAAAUGUAAUUCAGAAAUUGUCAGUACCAAGAAUGAGUUUGAUUAGUGUUUGUAUUCGGUGCUAGAAUUUAUCUUAUUAAAUGUUAUCCACAUCACCACAUGGAGUUAGUACCAUGCUUUGUACCAACUAUAGCUUUAUGCAGGUUCAAUAAAAUAUAGAAGUUACAAUACCGUAAAA